Molecule: messenger RNA, 1446 nt
Organism: Triticum turgidum subsp. durum (durum wheat)
Lineage: Eukaryota; Viridiplantae; Streptophyta; Magnoliopsida; Poales; Poaceae
Source: the annotation of a GenBank genome assembly
AUGGAGGUGCUCGCCGGAGGAGGCCGCCUGCAUGCGGUUCUUCUUCUUGUCGGGGCCGCCCUUCUUCUUGUUGCAUCGGCGGGCGGCGCGGAGGCGUGGGCGCACCACGGCGCCGCCGGCGCCAGGGCCGGCGCCGAGCGGCGGUACCGGGAUCUCGCGGCGGGCAGGAUGGAGAGCGUCAGAUCCUCCUUCGGCAAGGCCAGGCGGGGGCUCGCAACGUCCUCGGCGGGCUCGCGGGUGUACCACGUGACGGACUACGGCGCCGACCCCACCGGCGCGGCGGACGCCACGGCGGCCAUCAAGAAGGCCAUCGCCGACGCCUUCAGCCCCCCCUCCAACGCCACCAUGACCGCCGGCAUCCCCGACCUCGGCGGCGCCGAGAUCCACCUCGACGGCGGCACCUACCUCGUCAACGGCCCGCUCACCCUGCCGGCCUCCGGCGGCGGCAACUUCAAGAUCCACAGCGGCUCGCUGCGGGCGUCGGCGGAGUUCCCGGCGGACCGGUACCUGAUCGAGCUCUCGGCGGGCUCCUCCUCCUCGGGCUACCACUACGAGUACGCGACGCUGCGGGACCUGAUGCUGGACUGCGGCUACCGGGGCGGCGGCGUGGCGGUGGUGGACUCGCUGCGCGUCGCCGUCGACAACUGCUACAUCACCGGCUUCGAGACGGAGGGCAUCGCGGUGCGCGGGGGCCACGAGACCUACAUCCGCAACACCUUCCUGGGGCAGCACAUGACCGCCGGCACCGACCCGGGGGAGCGCGCCUUCGGCGGCACGGCCAUCCGGCUCGACGGCAACGACAACUCCGUCUCCGACGUGGUCGUCUUCUCGGCCGCCACCGGGAUCAUGGUCACCGGCGGCGCCAACACCAUCUCCGGCGUGCACUGCUACAACAAGGCCACCGGGUUCGGCGGCACCGGCAUCCACCUCAGGGUGCCGGGGCUCACGCAGACGUGGCUCACCAACUGCUACAUGGACUACACCAGCAUCGUGGCCGAGGACCCCGUGCUGCUGCACGUGUCGAGCUCCUUCUUCCUCGGCGACGCCAACGUCGUGCUCAAGGCGGUCAACGGCGUCGCCCGCGGCGUGCAGAUCACCGGCAACAUGUUCAACGGGCGGGGCAAGGGCGUGGACAUCGUGCAGCUGGACGGGGAGUUCGGGACGGUGGAGCAGGUGUACGUGCAGCAGAACUCCGCCAUGGGGAUGAACGUCAAGGCGACCACGGCGCGCGGCUCCGCCGAGGGCAACGGCAGCUCCUGGACGGUGGACUUCGCGCCGGUGCUGCUGUUCCCGAACCGGAUCGGGCACGUGCAGUACUCGCUCGUCGCCGGCGACGCGUUCCCCGGGCACACGCUCAGGAACAUCUCCGGCAACCAGGUCGUCGUGGCCACCGACAAGGCCGUGUCCGCCACCGUGCACGUGCUCGUCGACCAGAACAGCAACUGA